This is a messenger RNA of Cucurbitaria berberidis CBS 394.84, 1302 nucleotides long. Its product is annotated as glycosyltransferase family 25 protein. Bases 1 to 1302 code for a protein of 433 amino acids. The record is from RefSeq and is a predicted model, not a curated record. Lineage: Eukaryota; Fungi; Ascomycota; Dothideomycetes; Pleosporales; Cucurbitariaceae. The transcript has 2 exons.
AUGCUUGCGUCCAGGAAGCGCUCGACGCCGCUACUGCUGGCCCUCACCCUCAUCUUCAUCGUCACCUGGUACCACAGCAGAGAUGUGGAUCGCACGCACGAGCAAAGGGCGUCGUCGGUGAUACCAGCGAACAGGACGUUAGGGUUCGGUGCCGUCGUCGUCGUCUCCAGAGAUGGCUCUGAACGGCGCCACUCGCUUGUGCAGGCCGCAAACGUUACCGACUUCGACCUCACCAUCCCGAAGCAGCCAGUCUGGACCGAAGGCCAUGUGCAGCGCUUCAUCAAUGGACAAGACGAUGUUCAGAAAGGCUCGAUAUUGGCGUGGUUGGGACAUCACAACGCCUUGCGCUGGUUCCUCAACUCUGGCGCCGAGACCGCACUCAUACUAGAAGACGACGUCGACUGGGACAUUCGCCUGCGCAGUAUUCAGAUUCCCCUCGCAGCGAGUGCUGCACGCCAGCUCCUGCCGCCUCCUGCACGCCCACGUUCACACCACCCCUUUGCCAGCUUUCGCAGCCACCAGACUCAGUACUGGGGCGACCAUGAUGCCUGGGAUGUUGUCUACUUGGGCCAUUGCGGCGACUAUUUCGAUGAAGUCACUGAAGACGGGCCAAUGACGGAACACCAAUCCUACAACUUGAGUGCCAUACCGCAUAUCCUUUAUCGAGACCCUACACUUCCCGACAGAUCGGACCUGCACCCAUUCACACAAAGCUUGUUUGGUAUGCUGAGGAUGCCGCAAAAGUCACGAGCUUUGCACCGCUCCAAGUUUCCACUUUGUUCUUUUGGCUACGCGAUUACACGCCCAGCCGCCGAGCGCCUACUGAGCGAACUCGCACCGCCGCAGUACAAAGUGAAUGGCCCACGAGCUUUUGAUGUCGCCCUUCUUCACGCGUGUAACAACGGCUCCAACACACCCUCUCCCACGCCACCAUGGAAGGAUCCCAGGCUGCAUCCAGACCCAGCAUUGCGACGGAAGUAUCCGAGCCCCGGACUUCGCUGCUGGACACUCAACUCAGAACUAUUCCACCAUAUGCCUGGACACAGCCUCGUUGAUGAAAUAGGCGAGAGCUCGGGAGAAGAGCCCGGAAUCCCUCCAGUUGAUUUGGCAGCUCAGGCACAAGUGGUAAUCCGCAACGAGACCACGAAUAUCAAUUGCGGGUUCUGGAACGGUGCCUUUGCUUUCCAGAAGGACAACAUGACGCAGCUUCAUUACCUCCAGGAGCACGUAGGACGACAAGGGCAGUGCCUGAAAGAGGGCAGAAAACUGCCACGCGAUUCAAUUCAACAGCUCAUAGACUGA